AUGACGCAAUCAAACUUCUUUGUCACGUCCAUGCUUUUGCUUCUCGGCCUUGCUGCCGCGGCUCCCGUCAACUCUCCCGAUUCGACUGGAUUUAGACUCCCCAUCAAGAACAAAGAUGUCAAAGUCGCCAGCAUCAUCCCCAACCGCUAUAUUGUCGUGUACAACAACACCUUCGAGUCCAAGGCUAUCGACGCAAUGGAGGCGUCUUUUGCCGCCUCCCUCAAGAAGCGCAAUCUCGGCAAGCGUAGUCUCGACGGCAAGCCUCUCUCCACUGAAGUCAUGUCACUCAGCAUGAACACAUGGCGUGCCAGUGUCCUUGACGCCGACGACGACAUGUUCAUGGAAAUGCACAACUCCAACGAAGUCGCUUACAUUGAGGCCGACGCAAAGGUUCACACCCAGGCUGUAAUUGCACAGAUCAACGCCCCACCUGGCCUCGUUCGCCUCUCCCACGACCAGGCUGGCGGCAAAAAUUAUGUCUACGACGAGUCUGCCGGCGAAGGUAUCACGGCUUAUAUUGUCGACACUGGCAUUCGCGCCACCCACACCCAGUUUGAAGGCCGUGCUACUUUUGCUGCCAACUUUGUCGAUCGAGUCAACACUGAUGAGAAUGGUCACGGAUCACAUGUCGCUGGUACUAUUGGUGGUGCUACCUUUGGCGUCGCCAAGAAAGUUCAGCUCAUGGGCGUCAAGGUCCUGGGCAAGGAUGGUGGCGGUGCCAACUCUGGUGUCCUUCAGGGCCUGAACUUUGUCAUGGCCGAUGUCAAGAAAAAGGGCCUCGCUGGCAAGGCCGUCAUGAACAUGUCGUUGGGCGGUUCGCGCUCUGACGCUGUCAACAGUGCCAUUCAGCAGCUUGCUGCCGCUGGCAUUGUUCCCGUUGUGGCUGCUGGCAACGAGAACCAAAACGCAGGCAAUACCUCCCCUGCUUCUGCCCGCGCUGCCAUCACCGUCGGCGCCAUCGAUGCCAAGAACGAUGCCAAGGCCAGCUUCUCCAACUUUGGUCAAUCCGUCGACAUUUUUGCUCCUGGUGUUGACAUCCUCAGCGUCGGGAUUAAGAACGACCAGGAUACAAAUGUUCUCAGCGGAACUAGCAUGGCUUCACCCCACGUCGCCGGCCUUUCUGCCUACUUGAUGGGGCUGCAGAAGCAGAUGGAAACCCCCAACCAGGUUGAAAACCUCAUGGAGAACCUCGCUGGCAAGACCGGCGCUGCUGUGCGCGGCAACGCUCAGGGAACCACACCCCUCAUUGCCAACAAUGGUAGUAAAUAG
This is a messenger RNA of Akanthomyces muscarius, 1269 nucleotides long. RefSeq lists its product as uncharacterized. Gene Ontology annotation, biological process: proteolysis. The coding region runs from base 1 to 1269 and encodes 422 amino acids. The transcript is spliced from 4 exons. Gene Ontology annotation, molecular function: serine-type endopeptidase activity. The record is from RefSeq and is a predicted model, not a curated record. Lineage: Eukaryota; Fungi; Ascomycota; Sordariomycetes; Hypocreales; Cordycipitaceae.